GKGGUCCUCCCAGCCAAUCUGGAUCUCUCUCAGCCUACACAAUCUCCUCACUCAGCCUCAGGCUUGGUGAUGUGCACGGACUGAGAGGGAGCUCUGCCUUUCUGAAAACACUCUGCUGCUUCAGGACCCACAAAACAAAAACCGGCUGUCAUGGAGGAGGCUGACCUGCUGAAAGAGAGGAUCCAGGCAAUCACGGACAAAAGAAGAAUCCAAGAAGACAUCGCCAAGAAAAGAAGACAGAUUGAGGAGGAGAAAUUAAAACUCCAGUAUAUAAAGAAAAAAUCCCUGAGGGAACAAUGGCUGAUGGACGGUCUGAGUCAGCAGUCGGAGGAGGAACAGGAGGCCAUGAGGCUUCAAGCUCAAGACGAGCAGCUGCAGAGUGAUCAGCUGCAGAGCAACAUCCUCAGAAUAGAAAAGGAGAUCGAUGCCUUGGAGAUACAGGAGCUCAGCAUUUCUGCCAAYGAAGAGGUGGUUCUGAGACGGUUAAAAGAAGUGGAGCGAACACCUGAGGACAUCAUCAAGAAAGCAUUUUCAGUGGAUGCAGAGACAGAUGGAAAAGAAGUGAAAGAAGGUUGCAGCACGACUGAGAAUCACAACUUCAUCUCUGUCACCAUGGAAACAACUGAACCAGGUCAGCUGGUUACGGGCUGUGAAAUGGGAAGUUUUGUGGCUGAGUCACCUGUGCCAGAGCAGGAUUUUAAUGCUGACGAUGAGUUGGUUUGUUUGGGAAAAGACCCAGCAGAUUCCCAGAGGGAAGUGAAUCACGCCUCAUUAACCACCUCGCCCACCAGCACCAGUGAGACUGACAAGCGUGACGUUUCUGAAUCCACUGGAACGUCCUGCCAGGAUCAAAAGGAUGUGUUUGGAUCAGAACCAGGGUGUGAGGAACUCAAUAUGWAUGAGUCAGUCCAUGCAUCUGUGUCUGAUACCCUGUCAGGGGCUGAUGGUGUUUAUGAGAUCGAAGCCCAUCAGGACCCACCGGGACAAGACCCUGAAGAAGAAGACAAACCGGAGCAGAACGAUGAGCUGGGAAAUGAUCCAGAACUAAAACUGUAUCCUGAACCCGUCCAAGACUGUGAUAAAGAAAGCACACCAGAGCCAGAGCAAUACCCUGAACUGGACUUUAAGGAAGACUUCGUUAUGGGAUACUACCCUGAGCCUGAGCAAGACCCUGAACCGGAGCGAGAACAGGAAUUUGUGUCUAAGGAAAACUUUGACAUGGACUACCCUGAGCCUGAGCAAGACCCUGAAGGAGACCAGGAACUUGAACUCAAUCUGAAGGAAGACUUGGAGAGAGGGUAUUUCCACAUGCAGGACUCUAAAACAGAGCAAGACGCUGAACCCGAGCCCUUUGAGAUGACAUACGAUCCAGAGAAAGAGCAAUAUUCUAAUCCAGAGCAAAACAUUGAGCUAGACGUAUACAACGAGCUAGAAGCAGAAGUAGGCGAUGGCAUCAUCUGUACUGAAGAUGAGCUCUAUCCACACUUUGAACCUUACACAGAUCAAGAUCCAGAGUCCCAUGAAAUCCAGGCUGAUGAACCUUUCCAAAAUGUGUCCAUCUUAGAGCAGUGCAUUAGAGACGAGGCCAUGUCCGACAUAUCAAACGAGUCUUACCAUAACCCGGAAGAAAUGGAUGAGUGCCUGAGAGUUGAAAUUGCAGCAGCUUCCUCUGACAGUGAGACAGAUGAGAAAUGGAGAGCGAUAUUCUCCUCCUCCAUAAACAAAGAAGACGAUGACUCUUAUUUGGACAGUCUUCAGCUGAGCGCCCAGGAACUCUUUGUGCAGAAAACGGAGACGGCAGACUCGGACGAUCAAGACAACAACAACUUUGAGGAAGUUUGUUUCGAAGUCCCUAAAAUAGCCGAAGUCCUGGAGCAACCCGAGGAAAUUGUCUCCUCUCCGAUUCCACCACAGGAAGUGAAAUACUGCCCUUUGGGUCUUCAAGGUUUGUCCAAAAUAUCGGAAGACGAGGGCGAAAACGGCAGAGAUGCCAAUUAUAACCACACCAAACAUCAAGACAGCAUCAAUGCGGACGCGACCAAGAAGUUACCCAAAGACUUCUGUGUAAUACAGGAGACAAAGAGCGAGAACGUCAGCACAGAGCACGUGGAUUUCCAGCUUGCUCGUAAACAGUGGCGAGAAAUGGAGGAACAAAUGAAAAACAAGGUUAUUUUACCUUCGACUAAGCUGUCGAAUUUGCACAGCAGCCACAGUUUCAUGUACACACCUGUCCGCAAUAUUGAAAGAACGCACAAGAAAACRUGUGAUCUGGAGAGCCUAAACCUCGUCAGUGAUUAUUCUCACACUCAGUUCAGCCCUUGUUCCGAGGACUCUGGUCUGGGUGACUCCAGCUACAAGUCCCCUCACGAUGACCCAGAAACGCCAAUUGAAAGGGAGAUUCGCAUAUCAGUAGAGAGGGAGGAAAACUUCAAAAGAGAGAGGGGUCUCUCCAGGAUGGGCAAAUCAACAGACUGCGCUCCAUCGCGAAAUAUCCCCCGAUCUAUAAGCACUCCUCUCACGCCGUCGUUCAUCAUAACCUCCUCACCCACCAAAGAACCACUGAAACACGACGUGUCGGCAAGCAACGUCAUUAUUUUAGACUCAAGAAACGAUUUCAGCUCCAGCCCCAAACACAGCAAAGACAACAUGGCGGCACAGUCUGGUGAGUGGCGCUCUGAAGACAGCAACUCCAACCUCAUCAUCCUCGAGACGUCAAAUUUGAUCAUUCGCAGCGCCUCCGAGUUUUCUCUCAACAAGGCCUGCGAACAGCCCCAGGAGAAAAUGUUCCUCAACAACCCUUUUUUCAAGCUGCGCUCGAGGAGCACGAUAACGCUGGUGGAUGAAGAGAUUAAAAUGGUGAAGCAGAGGGAAGAGGAACUCAGGAAAGAGAGGGCAAAGCUGUACGGCAAAGAGACCUUCAGCACGGAAAAGGGGCUGUCGAAUCACAUGGACACUUUAACGUUUGAUAACUCAGCUGUACCAGUGAAGUGCAAGUCCUCUCCCUCCUCACCAAUGAAAUCAACCCACCGGAUGGACCGCUCUGCUUUAUCCUGUGAUCACAGAUUUCCCGAGGCCUUCACUGGAGGAAGAAGAAAAAGUGCCAUGGCUCUCCGCUGGGAGGCAGGCGAGUUCACAAAAAAAGACUGAACUGGAACAAGCCAACCGUUUGCCAUUUAAGGCCAUCAGUUGUCAUUGUUGUUUUCAUUCCAAUUAGGUGCAAUGUUAUCGUUAAUUGUUUCAUGUUGUGGCAAAAAAAAAAACCUGAAGUCUGCUUUUGUGGUGCCCUGAGGAAACUCUGAGUAUAUUUCUGCUACACUUACUGGAACAAGCCAAUUUCCAACUGAAACAUGAGUUUUGUUCAUAAUAACUGAGAAAAAUGUCAGGUUCUGACCUGAAUAUGUGCAUUAUUUUCAGACAAUCACACAGUUCUGACAUUCUCUUAUUAUUUCUUAACCACUGGCCUUUAUUUCCCCCUCAGUGGGACAAUGAAGGCUAUUUCUAUUCUAUUCUUCUAUUCGAUUCUACCCAUAUGGAGGGCUCCAACCUGGCCACAACAUAUAUUUUUGCUGAAGUAGUCUUAUAAUGGUCGUAUAGACGUUCCAAACAUGCACUUUUACUCUUUAUUAUAAAGAAAAUGCGGGCUGUGACAAUUAGCCACAGUAUGAAUGGAAUAGUUGUUUUUUUUUUUUGACCUCAGAAAUUUCCAUGAGACAAGGGUUUUUAACUUGUGUGUAAUG
This is a messenger RNA of Austrofundulus limnaeus, 3737 nucleotides long. RefSeq names its product palmdelphin b (gene palmdb). The record is from RefSeq and is a predicted model, not a curated record. Bases 151 to 3147 code for a protein of 998 amino acids. The transcript is spliced from 8 exons. NCBI's taxonomy places the organism in Eukaryota, Metazoa, Chordata, Actinopteri, Cyprinodontiformes, Rivulidae. Gene Ontology annotation, biological process: regulation of cell shape. Gene Ontology annotation, cellular component: membrane; cytoplasm.